GGCCCGUUGUCGUCCCGUUUUCGCUCGCGAACUCGUCUCUCCCCCUGCCGUUCGCGGACGUCGCGACGUCGACGUUCCCUCGGUCGGGUCGCUCGCCGGCGGACGGGCCGGGACGAUCCGUCGCCGUCUCACGGGGGCCAUCCCGGCCGCGAAUCGAACGACGACGAUCACUCACCAGUGCGAAGAAAUUCGUGUGGCAGUCCUCCAGGCUGGCGCCGUUGGUUUGAUGCGACGGAUGCGUCAUGGCUUCUCCAUCGUACGCCGCGCACGCAUUAGUCUACACACACACGCGCGCGUCCGGCGAGAGGUCGUGCCUUCGACGUCGAGAGAUCCCGGCGGGGGCGAUCGCACUCGCGAGAAAUCCGCGGCUACGGCGGCGAGCCGCGCUUCAAUCACACGACUCGUGCAUUUAGGAGGGUUUUCACUUCUCAAUGGCGACCGUAAAAUGGCGGCGGGCGGCGAUGGGAAACAACAAGCGCAGCCGCCGGGCGCGCCCUCUAACGCUUACUGCCGCAGUUCCAGUUCCCCUCGACGGCUAUCGCCGCCACCGCCGCCGCUGCUGUUACCGUUGCUAUUGCUUCUAUUGCUGUGGUUGCCGCCACUACCACCACUACUACUAUUAUUGACAACACCGUGUCAGCGGGACGACGACGACGAGUGUGAAGAAGAUGGCGGCGCUCAUCAGGCAUGGCUUGUUCGCCAACGCUCUCAAGAGUACCUCGAUUAUCGUGCGCACCGCCUGUAACAAGGCGAAGGAGUUCCCCCGCACCAGGAAGCUGGUACACGUGCGGGCGAGGAUCAACUCCGUCGGGGCGUCUUUGGGCGCACGCGGAUUUCUGAGGCAACAAAAGUCUUACGAACCGCCCAAAGACGCGUCCGAGAGAUUCGAUAAGCUCUGCGAGAGCCAAGCGAUCUCUUUGGACGACAAUGUGAAAUUAGAAGAUCCCAAUAUGCGUUUUAAACUUUUCGUCGCCUGCGAGGAGGAAUUUCAACAUAACGUGCCAAAUUCGCAGCUUUACACCAUCGAGAAUAUCGGGGACUUGAGACAAUUUUAUCUGACACCGGUUGACUCCGCGACACCGUACGAGGCGUUGGGUAGGAUGAAGUUGCCUGAGAAUCUAUAUGUUCAAAAAGAGUAUCAUCGGUUCCAUCCAGAUACCGACACAAUGUUCAACGGCAAGACCGCCUUCCCGAAGAGCUCGACCAUCGUGACCGGUCUCAAGUACAAGAAGAAAUACCCCGGACACCAGCAAGAGAAUCCAUGGUUGGACGAAAUGUUGAAAAUUUAACAUGCUGAAAGCUUUAACUUUCAUAUGUAUCAUUAAUAAACUAAACGUCGACUAAACCGACAAAACUAGGAA
This is a messenger RNA of Dinoponera quadriceps, 1361 nucleotides long. RefSeq lists its product as uncharacterized. Gene Ontology annotation, cellular component: mitochondrion; mitochondrial large ribosomal subunit. The record is from RefSeq and is a predicted model, not a curated record. Bases 669 to 1289 code for a protein of 206 amino acids. NCBI's taxonomy places the organism in Eukaryota, Metazoa, Arthropoda, Insecta, Hymenoptera, Formicidae. The transcript has 5 exons.